Cannabis sativa is the source of this 1033-nucleotide messenger RNA. Its product is annotated as axial regulator YABBY 4. Lineage: Eukaryota; Viridiplantae; Streptophyta; Magnoliopsida; Rosales; Cannabaceae. The transcript is spliced from 7 exons. Gene Ontology annotation, biological process: cell fate commitment; multicellular organism development; polarity specification of adaxial/abaxial axis. Gene Ontology annotation, cellular component: nucleus. The record is from RefSeq and is a predicted model, not a curated record. Bases 95 to 781 code for a protein of 228 amino acids.
AUUUAUAAAUACCAUCUUCCCUUUAAAGACUUAUUCAAACCUUUCUUCCUUCUACAACACAAGCCUAAUCACAAAAACAAAAUCCCCAUUCAACAUGUCAACCUUAAACCAACUUUUCAAUCUCUCUGAACAGAUUUGUUAUGUACAAUGUGGUUUCUGCACCACUAUUCUACUGGUUAGUGUUCCAUGUAGUAGCUUAUCAAUGGUGGUGACAGUAAGAUGUGGGCAUUGCACAACUCUUCUCUCAGUCAAUAUGAUGAAAGCCUCAUUUGUUCCACUUCAACUCUUAGCUUCACUAAGCCAAACUCAUCAUGAGCAAAAAGAAGAGGUAGAUUUAGAAGAAAUAGAGGCACAAAAUGCCAUUGACACGUGCAGCCCUGUGGUUUCUUCUGACAAUGAAGAAGGAGAUAGUGUCUCUGUGAAUCAAAUUGUUAACAAACCUCCUGAAAAAAGACAAAGAGCUCCCUCAGCAUACAACAGCUUUAUCAGAGAAGAGAUUAAAAGGCUCAAAGCUGAAAAUCCAAAUAUGGCUCAUAAGGAAGCGUUUAGUGCAGCUGCUAAAAAUUGGGCUCAUUUUCCUCCAACUCAGUACAUAGAAGAUGGAGAGAGCUGUAAUCAGAAAGAGGAGGAGAAUAAUUCAACAUGGGAUUCUCAUGAUGUCAAUAAUAAGGUUGAUGAAGAUGGCAAAGUUUUCUUUCAAAAAAAGGGCAUCAAAGAUAUCUCUACAUACAAAUAUGAAAAGAAAAAUACAACCAUUGUUGAAGGGGUUGAUUUGAUCUAAUUUUCCAUUACAAGCAAGACUUUCUAUUUAGAGGGAGCCAAUAAUUAAAAUUGGGUUAAUCAUAAUGAUGAGUAAUGUAGAUGCACUUAAUUAGGAAUGGAGUUAAUUUUUAGUUAAAGUGUCAAUGUGUCAGUCAUUGAAAGAAGUAAACUAGCUUUCAAAAAUGUGAUGAUUCAACAGUUUUGAGAGGUUUUCAUCAAUUUGUUAAACAAAAAACUUUUUCUUGUGUUCAUCAUCAUAAAAAAUACUAUC